Molecule: messenger RNA, 987 nt
Organism: Gastrolobium bilobum
Lineage: Eukaryota; Viridiplantae; Streptophyta; Magnoliopsida; Fabales; Fabaceae
Product: peroxidase 16-like
Exons: 4
Coding region: 1-987 (328 amino acids)
Biological process (GO): response to oxidative stress; hydrogen peroxide catabolic process
Molecular function (GO): heme binding; peroxidase activity
Source: RefSeq, a predicted model, not a curated record
AUGGAAGCUCCUACGUUAGUUGUAGUCUUAUCUUCCUUGCUGCUUAUCUUGUCUAGUAAACAAACAAGCUCAGCUCAACUUACUCUCGGUUUCUACAACAAUAUAUGCCCUAAUGUGGAACAAUUGGUUCGCUCUGCUGUGGUGCAGAAGUUCCAAGAGACCUUUGUAACUGCUUCUGGCACUCUACGACUCUUCUUCCAUGAUUGCUUUGUUCGGGGUUGUGAUGGUUCCAUUUUGCUUACAUCUCCAAAUGGUAAGGCAGAGAAAGAUAAUCCUAUUAACCUUUCACUAGCUGGGGAUGGCUUUGACACAGUGAUUAAAGCCAAAGCAGCAGUUGAUAGUGAUCCUCAGUGCACAAACAAAGUCUCUUGUGCUGAUAUACUUGCUCUUGCUACUAGAGAUGUUAUAAAUUUGACUGGGGGACCAUUUUAUCAAGUUGAAUUGGGAAGGCGUGACGGGAGAAUAUCUACUAUUGCAAGUGUUGACCACCGUCUUCCUCGACCUUUCUUCAAUUUGGAUCAACUCAAUUCCAUGUUUAGCUUCAAUGGUCUCUCCCAGACAGAUAUGAUUGCCUUAUCAGGUGCACAUACAAUUGGAUUCUCUCAUUGCACUGUCUUCUCUAAGCGAAUCUACAACUUCAGCCCCAGACAGAGAAUUGACCCAACACUAAAUUUACAAUAUGCCUUGCAGCUUAGACAAGAGUGCCCUCUAAGAGUUGAUCCUAGAAUCGCCAUAAACAUGGACCCUGUCACACCUCAAAAGUUUGACAAUCAGUACUACAAGAAUCUGCAGCAAGGAAUGGGUCUAUUCACUUCUGAUGAAGUGCUGGAUAUAGAUGAAAGGUCAAAGGCUACAGUCAACUUAUUUGCAUCCAAUGAACAAGCUUUUGAGAGUGCUUUUGUUGCUGCUAUUACUAAGAUGGGAAGGAUAAAUGUUAAAACUGGAAAUCAAGGUGAAAUAAGGAUUGAUUGCAGCAAGGUGAACUAG